This is a messenger RNA of Neohortaea acidophila, 1085 nucleotides long. RefSeq lists its product as uncharacterized. Lineage: Eukaryota; Fungi; Ascomycota; Dothideomycetes; Mycosphaerellales; Teratosphaeriaceae. The record is from RefSeq and is a predicted model, not a curated record. The transcript has a single exon. The coding region runs from base 249 to 815 and encodes 188 amino acids.
CAAUCACACUUGGCUGCCGUAGAUGCCUUGGUAUUCCGAGCCGGCGAGUCUUGGCAGGAGGGGCCGAUGGGGCUGGGGGGCCUUGGGCCGAUGUCAUCCACUCGUUCUCUUGCGAACCUUGUGCCUGCUCAGCUGCUCAGCCUUGCGGGGCGAAAGAGUCACCUACACCCGCCACCUGACCCGCAUCCUCUCAUGUCUUCUUCUUCUUCUUCCACACCAACAACAUCACCCCCGACCCCCCGCCAGCUAUGCCUGCGUACGACAGCGACGCCUCAACGCUCGUGGGCGGACAGCACACUCACAGACCACGCCACCGGCCCGAAACCCGCUCGCGCUCUCCCACCCGCAACGACUCCGCCCAACCCGACGCAAACCGCGCACAUCCCAGCUACUUCUCCCCCGGUUUCGAUGAGCACACGGCAAAGUACGUCAAGAUAGGCGGGGUGGUCCUCGUGGCCGGGAUCGUCGGAGUUCUGCUGCACAAAUGGCAGAAGGAUCGGGAAGAGCGGCGGGAGCGAGAAUAUCGGCAUCAGAGAGGAAGAGAGUUUGAGAAGGCGAAACGGGCGAGGAGGACGGAGGAGGAGAGGCGGGAGAGGGAAGAGGAGGAGUUGGCGGGCGGCACGUCGGCGCCUGCUGCUGUACGGAGGAUUGAAUACCGCGCUGUCGAUCGCACACAGUCGAACUCGAACUCUAGCUCGUCCGGAUCACGGCGACGAGCUGAACCAGCGUCAGGGAGAGGGGAGAGAAGAGGGAGGAGCUCAGGAUACGAUGCACGAUAUGAUGACGGGCGACGGUCAAGAUCAAGGGCUUAUUGAGAAACGAAGUCUCUUGAACGAAUCACGCAGCGUUUGGCACUGGAGUACGGGCCUAUCACGAAUGACGAUGUCACGUCGGAAUGAAUGCAACGUAUUAUAGCCGGACAGUAACUAAAUAGAUUCUCCACGCCGCACGGCUAGAUAAAGGUGAUGCUACGGGCGGUGACGGAGAAUAGGCAUCUUUAAGCUUCGACUUAGGCCACACGGUGUGGGUCUUCCGUCCGACCCAUCAAUCGUAUUGCGACUUCACCUUUCUCUCACCAUCUUUCA